AUGGCUAUUAGGUCAAGAUUGACGGUCAUGCUCAUGUUGACCCUGGCUAUGGCCAUGGUAGCAGAGUCGUCGUUCUCUCACUUGGACUCUGCUACCAUAGCCUUUGCUCGCAUGAGCAAUGACAAUAGUGGACGUGUUGGGGACACGUUAGACGUGGACGAAGAGAUGAUGAUGCCAUCCGAAUCAGCUCGUAGAUCAGUACUUAACGCGCGCGAUGAUCAUAUCUCCUAUAGAGCGAUGAGCAAGAAUCAAAUCCCAUGCGACCAACGAGGUCAAUCUUAUUACAACGCUUGCAAUCGCAUGUCGAAGAUUAAUCCUUAUAGGCGUGGUUGUUCAAGAAUCACCAAUUGUGAACGCACAAAUAGUUAA
Molecule: messenger RNA, 369 nt
Organism: Lycium barbarum (goji berry)
Lineage: Eukaryota; Viridiplantae; Streptophyta; Magnoliopsida; Solanales; Solanaceae
Product: protein RALF-like 19
Exons: 1
Coding region: 1-369 (122 amino acids)
Source: RefSeq, a predicted model, not a curated record